Messenger RNA from Photinus pyralis (common eastern firefly), 1914 nucleotides. Its product is annotated as telomerase-binding protein EST1A-like. Gene Ontology annotation, cellular component: telomerase holoenzyme complex. Bases 176 to 1774 code for a protein of 532 amino acids. Gene Ontology annotation, molecular function: telomerase RNA binding; protein binding; telomeric repeat DNA binding. The record is from RefSeq and is a predicted model, not a curated record. The transcript has 9 exons. Gene Ontology annotation, biological process: nuclear-transcribed mRNA catabolic process, nonsense-mediated decay. Lineage: Eukaryota; Metazoa; Arthropoda; Insecta; Coleoptera; Lampyridae.
UGUAAAGUGGUUUCAAUCGCUUAUUCCGCCAUUUAUUCAUUUCCAUCUCUUACCACGUUUAUUGCAUAUUGAAAUUCCCAGAAAAGUUGCAACAUUCACACAUAAAUAUUAAACGCUUAUUACUAUUUUUAGAAGAACUUCAUAGAAUAGGCACCCCAUUCAGCAAUAAUGUCGCAUGGAAACAUUUCAAGAGGCCGCACUUCAGAUGCUUAAGGAAUUUCGCGCACUUUUGCAACAUUCUCCCAUGCCCCUCAACUGUAAUCGUUUUUUACAACUUCUCGCACUGAAUAUGUUCGCGAUUGACAGUACGCAGUUAAAGGAUCCCCAACUGAAGUUUUCCAGUGGAUAUCGCUCAGAACUACAGGAACGUGCACUGAUAAUAUCAUUACAAAUGUUCAACCUGAUCCUGGAACGUAGCAUAUCUUUACUUAACGAACACAGCAAGCUGUUCCCCGACUCCUUAGAGAAACUAACAAUGAAUUCGGUCUCCCAAGAUUUCCACAUGCUACUACCGGCAUUGAAGAUAUGGUGCGAUUGGAUGCUGUGUCAUAGUAUCGUGUGGAAUCCACCACCGUCAACCCAAGACUAUAAAAUCGGACCGGCGGGCGACGUAUGGACUCGAUUAGCCUCAAUUAUGAAUAUCUUAGAAAAAUUCGACAAAUCGAUUGCGACAUCUUUCGUUUCGGAACCACGCGAAGGCUAUGAGCUUAUCAGACUGCCUGAAGACGCCGUUUUAUGCGGUUUCACCCCCUUAAUGUAUAACGAUCACUCCCCCACGUACGCACCUCAAGAUAUCGAACCCGAAAUUGCACAAUUUGCGCUUCGCUUAUCAAAAGUACACUUUUUCGGUACCGUUUUUCUCUACGGUUUAGAAGAGCCGGUAAUUAAGUUAGAAAUAUACAACGGCGUCAGGGAGUACAUUUCGGUGGUUAGCACAUCCGCAAACAAGGAUUCGCCACCCUCACCGGUCGAGCUCAUUGACGAUGAUGACUUGUUAGUCGAAAGUUUCAGCGAAGACGAGGGGGUUGAAGACGAUAUCAGUUCCUCCCACGAAAACACAUCCGCCGAAAUCCAGUACCUCUUGAAUCGGAAGGUUGAACUUGAAAAACGUCAACGCACCCAGGAAUUGCAUCGGCAACGAGUACAGAAAAUUUUGCAACAGUCGGUUGUUAGCGUACACAUAGAAAUACGGCCAAAAAUUCUAGUUCCUGAUACGAAUUGCUUCAUCGAUUACAUUGCGAAGAUCAAAACAAUUGUCGACGCUCACGUCUACACGUUAAUGGUUCCUCUAGUUGUUUUAAAUGAGCUAGAAGGGCUCGCGCGAGGUGGUAAGGGUCCGGCGCCGUCGACCCGACCGACGACCGACUCCCAACACGUACUAAAAGUCGCCGAAUCGGCGAAACGUGCCCUAGAUUAUCUCGGCAAUCGUCAUAACAAUAUAAAAUGCGUAACAACGAAAGGUACAACUUUGGCGACGUUUACAUUCACCGUCGAGGAAGAUUCGCCAUCCGAUUCCUCAUUGCGAAAUGACGAUAAGAUCCUAGCAACGUGUUUGAUGUUGUGUAAAAACAACAAAGAUCAAAUAAUGGAAGGUACGGAUGCGGAUGGAUCUAUACACUCGGCUGAUCGCAAAGAUUUUGUAGGGGAACCGAGGAAACUAUUUCGAGAGGUGGUUCUACUGACUGAAGACCGAAAUCUUCGAGUAAAAGCAUUGGCAAGAGACCUGCCCGUGCGGGAACUUCCCGACUUUUUACAAUGGGCGGGACUGGGAUGAACCACUUAUUCUAAAUGAUCUUCUGCGAAGAUGGAUGUUAACUUUCCUUAGAGUCCUUGAAUUAAGAUCGUAAAAAUUGAAACGUCCCGUUCCUGUGAGUUCGUUUGUAACUUUAAAUUUAUAGAGUUUUGGCUGUUCAA